Molecule: messenger RNA, 1200 nt
Organism: Microthlaspi erraticum
Lineage: Eukaryota; Viridiplantae; Streptophyta; Magnoliopsida; Brassicales; Brassicaceae
Source: the annotation of a GenBank genome assembly
AUGUUGUCGGAUCUUCCGAGGGAUUUGGCAGAGGAAGUCCUGAGUAGGCUUCCGAUGACAUGUAACAGAGCGGUGCGAAGUGUUUGCAAGAGAUGGAACACUUUAUCCAAAGGUCGGGGCUUUACAAAGAAGCACCUUGCUCGAGUGAAAGCAGCAGCGGCAAGGGAGUCAACAACAAUGGUGGUCGUAGUGAUAAGUCAUCGGCUUUAUUUGAUGAGCGUAAACCUCCACAAGGGCGUCGACACGUCUUUUAGCCGUCAAGGUAAACUUAUUAGCAGCCUAGAAGACGAUUAUGGUGAUGGAGUCGAUAUAUUUCAAGUGUACCACUGCGACGGUUUAUUGUUUUGCCUCACAAAAGGCCAAACUAGGUUCGUCGUUUGGAAUCCGUAUUCUGGCCAAACCCGUUGGUUCAAACCAUUAGCUUUUACCUCUAGAAUGCGCAGCUGUAACUAUGCUAUAGGAUACGAGGAGAGUAGUAGCAGAUCAUCACGCCGACGCAGCUACAAAGUUUUGAGGUUCGGUGAAUCUUUCCAAGGACAUGUUCGGUACGGACUCUACUACGUGAACUCUUACAAGGAUGAUGUCACAACCCAUGUCACUAUCCUGACGGACUGGUUUGUAGAGUGUGAUGCACGCGGCGUGUCUUUAAAUGGGAAUACCUAUUGGUUUGCUCAGGGGAAGAUGCCGCCAGGCGUUGAUGCAUUAUCAGCGUCCCCUGAUUUCUUGAUCUGUUUCGAUUUUACCACAGAGAGAUUCGGACCGCACUUAACUGUACCGUUUCGCUAUAACACCGAGGAUACCGUGACGCUAUCGAGUGUUGGAGAUGAGCAACUUGCUGUGUUACAUCAGGACCAGUACACAUUACGUAUGCAGAUAUGGAUUACGACUAAGAUUGAGCCUCAAGUGGUGUGGUGGAGCAAGUUGUGCUUCUUAGCGGUGGAUAUGGAACCACUCGUUGGUGAUCCCUUUGACUCAGCGUGUUUCUUUGUUGACGAGGAGAAGAAACUCGCCGUGGUUCUUGAAAAUGACAUGGUAGCUUAUAUCGUUGGAGAGGAUGGAUAUCUCAAGAAAGAGGACUUGGGAGGAUCUUCAAACAUAUGCAACGACGCACUUGUGUACUCUCUUGUUCCAAGUUUAGCGCAAAUCAAACGACUAGGCACCAAAAGGAAGAAAAGUACCAGGUUUCAACUGAGUUUUUAA